AUGACUUCAAUUGGUACUGGUUACGAUUUAUCAAAUAGUGUCUUUUCACCGGAUGGUAGAAAUUUCCAAGUAGAAUACGCUGGGAAGGCAGUAGAGAACGGAGCCACAUCAAUUGGUAUCAAAUGUAAAGAUGGUGUGGUAUUUGCUGUAGAAAAAAUAAUUACAUCGAAACUGCUAGUUCCAAAGAAAAAUGUCAAGAUUCAAGGGGUGGACCGUCAUAUAGGUUGUGUAUAUUCUGGGUUGAUCCCAGAUGGGAGACAUUUAGUUAAUAGAGGUCGUGAAGAAGCUGCAAGCUUCAAAAAAAUGUACGAUUUACCAAUUCCAAUUUCUGCAUUUGCUGAACGUUUAGGUCAAUACGUUCAAGCUCAUACUUUAUAUAAUAGUGUUAGACCCUUCGGUGUAACAAGUAUCUUUGGUGGUAUCGAUGAAAAGGGACCUCAUUUAUAUAUGCUGGAACCAAGUGGUACAUGCUGGGGUUAUAAUGGGGCUGCCACAGGGAAAGGUAGACAAACUGCAAAGGCAGAAUUAGAAAAAUUAGCAGAUCAACAUCCAGAUGGAUUAACAACAAGGGAUGCAGUUAAAUACGCUGCUAAAAUUAUUUACAUGGCUCAUGAAGAUAAUAAGGAGAAGGAUUUUGAAUUAGAAAUAAGUUGGUGUUCAAACACUGAUACUGACGGAUUACAUAGAUUUGUUCAAGGCGAUUUAUUUGAUGAAGCUGUCGAAUUUGCCAAGAAGGAACUUUUAGGGGGAAAUGAUAGUGAUAGUGAUAGUGAUAAUGCUAUGUCCAGUGACGAUGACGAUGCUGCUCCAGCAUCAGCAUCAGCAUCAGCAUCUGCAGCUACCACGGCCGACCAAGAUGGUGAUAUUGAACUACACUAG
This is a messenger RNA of Naumovozyma dairenensis CBS 421, 879 nucleotides long. RefSeq names its product proteasome core particle subunit alpha 7 (gene PRE10). Lineage: Eukaryota; Fungi; Ascomycota; Saccharomycetes; Saccharomycetales; Saccharomycetaceae. The transcript has a single exon. Gene Ontology annotation, cellular component: nucleus; proteasome core complex; proteasome core complex, alpha-subunit complex. Bases 1 to 879 code for a protein of 292 amino acids. Gene Ontology annotation, biological process: ubiquitin-dependent protein catabolic process. The record is from RefSeq and is a predicted model, not a curated record.